Molecule: messenger RNA, 750 nt
Organism: Diabrotica balteata
Lineage: Eukaryota; Metazoa; Arthropoda; Insecta; Coleoptera; Chrysomelidae
Source: the annotation of a GenBank genome assembly
AAAUUGUAAACAUGGAAAAAAAAACGCGAGAGGAGUAAAAAUUAUUUAGAGGAAGAAAAGGAGAACUUAAUCUCAAUAAUCGAAAAAUAUAAGCAUAUUAUAGAGAAUAAGAAAACGGACAGUGUUUGGUCUAAACAAAAGAAUGCCACAUGGGAAAAAAUAGCGACCGAGUACAACAGUAUUAGCAAAACUGGGAUUCGGAAUGGGAUACAGUUGAAACUGUUGUACGAGGCACUCAAAAAAAGAGUUAAAAAACUCAAAGCUGAUGAUAAGGUUCAGACAUACAUAACAGGAGGUGGUAUGAAGGUACCAGUGAUGACACCUCAAGAUGACAGGAUUGUUGCUAUCAUGGGACCCCAAAUAAUCCCUAUAGAUACUAUGUAUGAUAGCAAUAAUGUGCAUAUGCCUGGGGAGGAUGUUUAUCAAGGUGAUAUAAGUCAAUAUGAAGGUGAUGCUGCUAUGGAUGACAUACCACUUCUAUCACCUCCUGCUAUGGAUAUCCCCAAUGCAAAAGAUUCAUCACAUCAAGGUGAAUCAAUAACAUUUAAAACACCAAAAAGCAAGAGGAAAUGUAUUGAAUGUGAGGAAAUGGGGGACAAGAAGAAGGAAGUGUUGAAAAGAAAAUUAGAAAUAUUAGAUAUUGUAAGGCGUAAGGAAUUAGUAGAAUUAGAAAUAAGACAAGUAGAAUUGGCAAUGAAAAAAGCAGAAGCAGAAUCAAAAAAAAUAGACAUAAGACAAAUCAAUAAAUAA